AUGAGCAGCGAAGUACAGCAACAGAUACAACAGGAUUGGGAGAACAGAGAAUUCAUAGAAGUCGUGUCAGAAGGAAUAAAAAAGAUCGCCGAGUUUCUCAACGACUUUGGUGGGUAAAAAAUUAUAGUGGUGUUCGAUCAGAGUUGACUUAAUUAUUAUUGAAUACAAACAUCCUUCAGUUGUUUCAAGAACCUUAUAUAUGCGUUGGGUAUACGGUUUUUUCGGUAGAGUCUUGUUUUAAGUGCUCGGUUUGCUCAUAAAUACAUAGAUUGGCCUUGUAAUAUUUGCUGGAAGGAAGGAGAUAAACUAAGCUUACGGGGCUUGCACUUACAAAGUGUAUCGUAAUAUUUUAGUUUAUUGGUUGAGAAAUAUAUAAUGAUUGAUCCUACUUUCUUGUUUUUGUAUAUCAUUCAGACGUAUCAUGUAGAUCAAGAUUAGCGAAAAUAAAUGAACAGUUAACAUCAUUAGAGCAGAGAGUGGAAUACAUCGAGGCCAGGGUAUGUACUGAUUACUUUCACGUUCACAUAAUAUUAUGGGCAAUAUUGUAACAAUAAUGAUAAAAGUUGACAUACAAUCAUUGAAUUUGUGCAAAUGUACUUACUAGUGUUGAGUCUCAUCCAGGAGUUUUUGGUAAACUGUGAUUGCUAGAAUAGGAAACACAGCUGUAAUGUAAUCAAGUUGAAGUAACAAACUACUGUUGGUUAAUCUGAAUUAUCUAAACAAACAGUGAAAUGAAACCAGAUAAUUUGGUUUAUCAAAUGAGUUGAUGAUGUAAAUUGACCACCAUAGAGAGUUUUUAAAGCAGGCAUUUUGGUAUUAACCCUUGAAUGUCAGAAUGAAAAUGUCAGCAAACUCUUAAUGGUGGCUAAUUUACGCACAUUAUCAACCUUAGUUAAUAAAAUCAAAUCAUCUCGUAAUACCCCUAGUGACGCACCACCACAGUUUGAUAAAAAAUGCACCUCAGUUAUCUGGUCUCAUGCGUUAUUGUAUAGAAGGAUACAUGUCAAUCUGAUGUGAAAAAUCUUAACUCUACACAGAACUACUUAUUACAUGUAGUUUGUGUGUUUGUUGUUGUUGUUGCUGUUUUUUUUUUAGUCUCCUUACUUGUCAUGAUCAUCCAUAACACAAGAAGCAUUCCAGAAACAUUUUCACCUGAUUACACAGUCACUUCUUGGAAUUUUUUUUUAGGUAACAAAAGGAGAAACAUUGUCAUAA
Messenger RNA from Pocillopora meandrina, 1215 nucleotides. The record is from the annotation of a GenBank genome assembly. Lineage: Eukaryota; Metazoa; Cnidaria; Anthozoa; Scleractinia; Pocilloporidae.